Messenger RNA from Ostrea edulis (European flat oyster), 3872 nucleotides. Its product is annotated as gametogenetin-binding protein 2-like. The transcript is spliced from 14 exons. The record is from RefSeq and is a predicted model, not a curated record. Gene Ontology annotation, cellular component: cytoplasm; nucleus. Lineage: Eukaryota; Metazoa; Mollusca; Bivalvia; Ostreida; Ostreidae. Bases 193 to 2067 code for a protein of 624 amino acids.
GAUAUUGAACGGUGCCUUUGGUAACCGGAAGUGUAUAUUUUGGGGAAAGAGGUUUCAGUAUACUAAAUUCAUACGCUAAAAAGGGGAUAAAAUUCUUACUUACUGUAAACGGAAGUUGGAAGGACACUAACAUUGUGGCUGUGUUGUUAGACCUUAUUUGUUUUACACCACAUAGCAUUGAGGUAAUUUGAAAUGGCGCGGUUGGUAGCCGUGUGCAGAGCUGAUGACUACCAAUUUGAUAGGCGACAGCUACCGUUGGUCGUUGAUGACAACCUGAAGAUGGUUGUUCAGUUCAGCGAUAACUGCGUAGACUGUGAAAAUGUGCGCGGAAUCAAGAGAAAGGAACUGGAGCAUUUUGUCCAGAGGUUCAGUAUUCUGUCAAAAGACGAGAUUGCUGUGGAGAUGAUGGUGACCAGUCAGGACAUUAUGAACAUGUUAGCACACAUGGUGCCUUGUGUGGGUUGUAGAAGAAGCGUUGAAAGGUUAUUCAGUCAGCUAGUGGAAGGCCAGCAUUCAGCAUUAGAACCUCUCAUCAUCACAAGGAAAGGAGUCAUGUCUGUCAACAGAGAGUUCCUAUUUGAUCCUAAGGCAUUAUAUGCAUUAUUUUACAUUCAUGGAGCAAAGUUAAAUUCCAUGAUGGAUUCCAUUCCCAAGAGCAAGAAAAACAAGCGUUGUAAUCUCCAUUCUCUUGAAACACACAAGAAUCGAACAACAGGGAGCUGGAUUGAUAUUUGGGAUUUAUUAGCCCAGGAAUGCCGUGAGGAGGUUGUUUUAGUCGAUGCUGAUAGUUUGCUGGAAACUUUAGAAAACUACCUGCGGAAACACAGAUUCUGCUCUGAGUGCAAAGCCAAAGUCCUUCGUGCCUAUAGUAUUUUGGUUGGGGAUCUAGACUGUAACGCAGAGAAGGGAUAUUGUGCUGUGUUGUAUGAGGGACUGCGAUGCUGUCCUCAAGAGAGGCAUAUUCACAUGCAGUGUGAUACAGAUUUUAUUGCUCACCUGAUUGGCCGAGCCGAGCCAGAGUUAGCUGGAGGGAGCAGAAGAGACAGGCAUGCCAAGACCCUAGACAUAGCUCAAGAGGAGGUCCUGACAUGUUUAGGAAUCCAUAUUUAUGAGAGACUCCAUCGCAUUUGGCAGAAGCUGAAGGCAGAGGAGCAAACAUGGCAGAUCCUGUUUUAUCUCGGUGUUGAUGCACUGAAGAAAAGUUUUGAGAUGGCCAUGGAAAGGAAACAAGGAAUCUCCAACUUGGAGCUGAUCUGUGAAGAACUUUUGGAGGAGGAGAGGGUAAAGGAACAGAAGAGGGAGCAGAAGCGACAGAAACGAAAAAAGAAGAAGGCUAAGUCUUCUCAAAUUGUCGACCCUGCUGAAACACAGACUGAGGAAACUCCCGUUCAGUGUGAGUGUGAUAAGAACCAGUCCUGUAGUAAUGACAAAAUGACUCACAAGUCAUGCUCAGAGAAGUGUAGAGUGUUUGGUGAUCAAAAUUCCAAUACAACACUAGCUUCCAGGGAGAGUUGUCGGACGUCCGGAACACCGGAGCGGCAGAUGAAGAACGGGAGUAUGAACAGUGAUUGUGGAUAUUCCUCGGAUGUGGAAGGCUGUGAGUUUAGUAUGCCCAGUUCUAAUGAGGGUUCGGACAUUCUCUGUGAUGGCAGAUGCAGUAGUCAUGAUGGCGGAGACAGUGUUUGUGAGUCGUUGAUUGACAGAUGUAACUCUUGUUCCAAUUCCGUUUGUCAUGGUCCUCCUAAAAAACAGGACCACAGUUACUGUACACACAAACCCAAGAAUGAUUCGUCUACUCUCAGUGUAAGCUGUAAAUGUGCCAACGGUAGUCCAUCCCUUAUCCAGAUGAGUCUCCAGGAUAUGUUAGAGGCUCCGUGUACCUCGGAUGAUGAAGACUUCAUUUCAGAAGAGGAAAUUCAGCUUUUCAAGGCCAACCAAUCCAACCUCCUCCUGAAACGACAAGAAUUACGAGAAACGCUGCGGAAACGCUUCGACACUCUCCAACAGCAGAGAUCACCAGAGAUGUCUAGUCUCGAUCAUGUUGUGCAGAAGAUGUGUAAUUUGUAGAACGAGCAUUGCCAUACUACGUCUGUGAUGAGCUUCAAUGCUUUCCUGGUUUUGUUUGAUUUCGUUUAUUGACAUUGUUGAGAUCACAUGCUUUUUGAACUGUAUAAAGAAAAUUCACACUUUCAUUUUUUACGUACACACUGUUUCGAGAUUCUUUUCUACAAAAUGAUUUAUUGAUAUUUUAGGAAGGCUCUGGUACUGAAAGUGAGAGAAUUCUUUAAGAAUGGCGAUUAAAGCUAAAACCAUUUUUCACUCAUUUUCUUUUCAUGUGAAAUUAGGUUUAUGAAGACAUCUUUUAUAUUUUUCUGAAAAGUGAUCUAACUAAUUGUGGUGUAUCAUUCAGGAAUUUCAUGUGUAAUGGAUAUUUUCUGCAGUUGUCUAAUUUUUGCAUAUUGAUGCAGAUAGAAAAAAAUCCGUCAAAGUAUUUAUAUAGAUAUAUAUAUAUAGGUACAUACAAGUAUGAUGCAAGCACAGAAAUUGGAAAUGCAGGAUAUGAUUUGCUACCUUUUGGGGAUGAAAUCACAAAAAUUCCAACUGCAUUAAAUAUUUGAUAUAUGGUAUUUUCCCAUUGAAAUUUCUUAUUAUAAAUAACCAUAACAACAUCUGUUAUAUUAAAGGAAAAAUUCUAUAGUUCAAGAGAAAACAUGAUCUUGGCAUGUAUGGGGGUACUCAUGAGGCAAUUUAUAAGGAGGAUAUGGAAACAGAAUAUGUGCUUAUUCUGAUUUCAAGAUGAAACAGCUGCACAAAGUAAUGAGUUAUUGCAUUGUUUGAAGUGCUAGUUACGGGAGACAAGUCCAUGUCUAUUGUUGAACAGUUUGAGGCAAGAUUUGGCCUCGGAGGAUAAGAUUUUUAUUCUGUGAUAAAAACAUGGUAGUUUACAAUUAUACAUUGUAGAUGAUAUUUAUUGUCCAUUAAUAUUUAAAUAAUCACAAUGCUCUGGAUGAAAACUUGAUAAAUUUAACAAAAGUGUUAUCAAAGGGUUCAUUUCAAUAUGUAAUGCUGGAAACCAAGUUUGUUGUACAAACAAAUUAACAUUUCCUUUAAUUGUAUUUCAUUAACGUACAGCCAUUGCUCUAAUGAAUUUUUUAAAAAUCUAUAUCCUUAAUUGUUAAACUUAAGAGUCACUAUGAGAAACUUCUUAUAAAGAAGGGAAAACAAAUUCACAAUGGUAACAUAAAUGAAUGUUUUAAUGACACAGUGAAACCAGCUCACUGUUGCAGCCAUAUUUCUUUUGACAUGCAUUGUAUACUUUGCUUGUUUUGAGGGCCUUAUUGUCAGUGUUUCGGUCGGAAGUGGUGGUUGCUGGAGUCCAUGAUGCAAGUAAACUUUCCAUGAAAAAAUCUGACUCACUGUCGGAGUUUGAUCUUGGAAAAUACUUCGACAUGUUUAUGUCUGGUUAGACCAUGGAACAACAGAUUUGGAAUGUUGAAAUAUGUCGUUACCAUUUGAUGUGUUAACUCUGGGACAUUGCUGCAUGUUUUAACAGAGUAUUAAAUGUCGGUUUUCUGUAAAACAACUUGUUACCUGCUUUACAUACUGUACCAAUGAAAAUUGCUUUGGGUUAUUAUAUCGUUUAAAUAUCAGGCUGGAGAAAACAGCACAAGUUGGUUUGCAGUAUUGUAAAUGAUGUAGGAUUAAAAUGUACAACAGCAAUAAACAAUGGUAGUGAUGGGUGUGUGUAGAUAAGCAGCCGUUUAAGGAAAUAUAGACAUGGUCGAGGUGUUGAAUUUAUAUUUGCUGUAACUUGCAGGUUAAUUUAAACUGAGAGAUGAUCAUUUUGUUGAAAUAAAACUAUAUUAUUUACA